Messenger RNA from Xiphophorus couchianus (Monterrey platyfish), 2385 nucleotides. RefSeq names its product vesicular inhibitory amino acid transporter-like. NCBI's taxonomy places the organism in Eukaryota, Metazoa, Chordata, Actinopteri, Cyprinodontiformes, Poeciliidae. Gene Ontology annotation, molecular function: L-amino acid transmembrane transporter activity. Gene Ontology annotation, biological process: amino acid transmembrane transport. The transcript is spliced from 8 exons. The record is from RefSeq and is a predicted model, not a curated record. Bases 37 to 1977 code for a protein of 646 amino acids. Gene Ontology annotation, cellular component: vacuolar membrane.
GCAUGAAGGCAGAGUGUGUUGGAGCCAAGGCUGAAGAUGGGGUCCCGUCUCUGGGGUCGAAGCCCUGGGCAGCCCUGGAGGGUAGUUUGGUCUCUGUUGGGACGGGCCGUGCCAAGAUUAGUCUGGGAUCGGACAACAAGGCUUUAUGAAGAAGAUGAAGAGAUGCUGGUUCUGACAUGCAAUGAUGAAUUGAAUCGAACCUACACCGAGGGUGAAAGAUCGCCUAUUAAAAGCGUCAAAAGCAGAAAUAAUCCCCAGAGUGAUGACACCAAAGAAAGCCAAUCAUCCACAGGUGAAAAUGGACAGGUUUUCACACAUGAAGAUGACAAAACCUUGAAGGAUAAACACAAAAGUCUAAGAUCCACUGUUAAUCCCAGGCUGGAGAGUCCAAUGUUUGAAGAAACUGGAGCUGAUGUACUCUCCACAUCUGUUGACAUCACUUCCGCAAACUCCUGUCCAAUCAAAAAUACAAAAGGCUUUGGCAAGGAAAAACAAUUGUCUGAGAUGCAAGGUAACAAGAGGGAGAAGAAUUUAAGUUUAAACCAGAAUCCAGAGAAAAUGAGUACUUUCUGCAUGGUACAGAGGUCUUCUAGAGGGAGACUCUCUGGCGAUAGAAAUAAGGAAAACGAAGAAGAUGAAAUGACGAGCACUCAUAAGCUAUUCAUUUCACUUCAAAAAGAGCAUGUCACCACAAAUCUGGCCUCUCCAGUUCAGAGCCUCGGCACUGAUGCCACAGCUCUGAAUUCCCACCCCACCAUCACGGCCUGGGAGGCGAGCUGGAACGUCACAAAUGCCAUCCAGGGUAUAUUUGUAUUGGGAUUGCCAUUUGCUCUGGUUCAAUCAGGUUAUAUGGGGUUGAUGGUGCUUGUUCUAUCAGCCUGGGUCUGCAACCACACAGGAAGGAGGUUGGUGGCCUGUUUGUACGAAGAGGAACUCAGCUCUGUGUCAAAAGUCAGAGUCCGACACAGCUACCAGGAUAUCAUGGACGCCUGCUGUAAAGGACUGUGGCCAAACUGGUCAGUAGUUGGAGGAUGGAUGAUCAAUAUAGCCCAGGUAAUUGAACUGCUGAUGACCUGCACCCUGUAUCUGCUUGUUUCCACCACUCUGCUGUGUGACAGUCUGUCAGCAGUGGCUCCUCCCAGAUCAGCGUGUUCACUGAUGUCGCUGAUGUUCCUUCUGCCCUGCUUGCUGCUAACUGAUCUCAGACCAGUCUCCAUGCUCAGCCUGCUCUGCUCCCUGGCUCACAUACUGAUAAGCCUGUUAGUCAUAUUGUACUGUCUGAGUUGUGCCAGCAACUGGUCCUGGUCCUUCCUCUCCCUCUCUGUGGACCCAGAAGACUUCAUUGUCUCAGUAGGUGUCAUCAUCUUCUCCUACACCUCGCAGAUCUUCCUCCCUGCAUUAGAGGGGAGCAUGGAGAAUAGAAGGCAGUUUGACACCAUGCUGGGGUGGACCCAUGGAGUUGCAUGCAUCAUGAAAACUACUUUUUCAUUACUGGCGGUGUUGACUUGGGGACCAGAGACCAGUGAAGUCAUCACUGACAACCUGCCCCCUAACCUUCGACCUGUUGUCAAUCUGUGUCUUCUUGCAAAAGCUCUUCUGUCCUACCCUCUGCCCUUCUACUCCGCUGCUGAAAUUCUUCAAACAUGUUUGCUUAGAGAUGCUUCCCUCUCAUCUUCUUCCAAACAGAGAAGUCAAGGAGUCUCUUGUCCAACUGUGAUGGUUCGUGGCGCCUUGUUGUUGUCUUCGUACUUGCUGUCCCUGCUAGUGCCCAGGUUUUCCCUGCUAAUGGGGCUGACAGGGAGUGUGACUGGAGCAGCGAUGACACUCAUACUUCCAUGUCUGUUUCAUCUCAAGCUGCAGUGGGGAAGACUCACUGUGCAGGACCGACUGAUAGAUAUGUCUAUUCUGAGUCUGGGGGUUGUAUGUAGUGUUGCUGGUGUGGUUUGUUCAGUGAAAAGAAUGUUGGGAGACCUUUAAGACGUUUAACUAAAUUAAGUUAGAAAAUAAAUUAAACAGGUAAUUUUGGGUAGUUUUUUUGUGAGUGUUAUGUUACCAAUCUUACUUUGUUUUACCAUAUUUUUUAUUUCUAAAUGGAAAGUGAUCUUUCUUUCUCUAGAGGUCAAAGUUGUUCAAACCCUUGAAAGAAAUCGUGUGCAUUCAGAAAGGACUAUUUAAACAGACCCUGCAGGAAAAUGGAACAUUUUUAAUGAAAAUUGGUUAACCUCUCAAAUAUAGUUUAUUCUGUAAAUAAGUGAAAAUACUGUAUUUAUAUCACAGAAUACAUUAUACUAACCGAGUAGCUAAAACACACAAAAAUUUAAGCAUGUGUGUAAUGGUGAACCUUGACUAAAAUAUGUGACUGGAGAGUAAAUGAGUAUAAAAUCG